AACUCUAGAGAAGCCCGGAAUGUCAAUCCACUAGAACCUAGCUAGUUGUUAGUAGGGCUGUCUAUUUGGUCCGAGCUUUUUGGGUUUACUUGAAACCAGACCGGAAUAGGAUAGCAAACAAUCUAAUCCCGUUUUCGGGCUUAGAUUUGAGGUAAAAAAAACCUUUUGGGAACGGAUCGAAAACUGGAUAAGAGAGCGCAACACCCAAAACUUAACCAACUCAUCACCUUUUGAGGUCUCGGGCCACUCCACUCUCCAUAAGCUCAAUCUAAAAUCAAGACCGAAUUGGGACCGGACCAGACUGUAUCCAAUCCAAUUUUUUGGCCCUUAUAUUCCUGAAAAGACCGGAUCGGUGCCAGAUCAAUUCGGGCCAAUCUAAUCGGACUGAACCGUAUAGCCACCCCUCGUUGUUUGACGAACUGUUAGCUUGGAUUCCACGGAUGACCAUGAAAAAAGAUGAACCAUAUGAAAUGUGACUUUAAUUAGGGUGUAAGCAGUUGGGUGUGCAUUUUAUUUCCAUGUGAGACACGCAAGAACAAGAAAGUCCCCCGCAGGCAGAUUCGAUACCCCCAGGGCCCUAGUUAGCUCACAUCCCAUUCAUGCCUAAAGUUAACAAGAAAAAAGGAAAGAUACGUAAUAUAUAAUAUCAAGAAUGAAUCGAUGACACUUUGAUCUUCUGCGACGCUGCUUAUGAUCAAGUUCUGAAUAUUCUCGCUACUUUGGUGUGUUUCCAAAGUGUUACGGGACUGAGGAUUAACCUUGAGAAGUCGGUCAUGAUUACUGUUGGGGAUGUAGCGAUUCCGGAAUUCUUUGCUGCUACUUUUGGGUGUAAUUGGAGCAACGAGCCCUCGAAAUACCUUGGCUUCCCUCUCGGCGCCAAGGUCAAUGCUAUCUCCACUUGGGAUCCUAUUAUCAAUAAGUUUGAGCAGAGGCUUGACGGAUGGAAGAGUAGAUUUCUGUCUUUCGGUGGCCGUUUGGUGUUGAACAAAAGUACUCUUUCCGGGCAGCCGAUUUAUUUCUUCUCCUUACUUCGGGCUCCUAUCGGUGUGCUGAACAGGUUUGAGGCAAUCCAAAGAAGAUUUUUGUGGAGCGGUGCCGGGGAUAAUCACAAGACCCCGCUCAUUAAGUGGGAGAUUUGCAAAGCAAGUAUUGAGAAUGGGGGCUUGGGUAUUAGAGAUAUGGCCUGCUUUAACAAAGCUAUGCUGUCUAAAUGGCUUUGGAAGUACGCUACGGAGAGAGAGAGCUGGUGGAGACAACUCAUAGAGUUCAAAUACAAGGCUAGCAAUUCCCAGUGGCAGAGCAAACAGUGCAGGAAUGGGUUUGGAAGUUCGGUGUGGGCCAACAUCUCUAAGGAAUACGGUGAAUUCUGGAAAGUGGCAGUUAUUGACCCGGGUGGCGGGGCGGGUGUUUCCUUUUGGAACGACUGCUGGUUACCUCAGACGACUCUUGCGCAUUCCUUCCCGAGAGUUGCCGCUGCCGCUGCGAAUCCCGAGGCUUUGCUGCCUGAUGUCAUAAGCCGAUCAGGUGAGGGUCCUAAUUGGAAUAUUGAGUGGAAUAUCGAUUUUUCUUUAGUCUUGAGGGGAGGGGCUGAGAGGGAGAGAGAGAGUUUCUUCACUCUUUUGAAUUCUAUUGAUAAGCACAGGAUCGUUUGCGGCCCCAGCAGAUUGGCGUGGUGUUCUAAUCCCGAUUCGAGCUUUUCAGUGCGCUCCAUGUACAGGUUAUUGACGGAUGGGCGAUUCCAUGGGGUGCCCAACUUCCCUAGUGAAUCCGUGUGGAGAAAGAGCAUUCCUUCGAAAAUCAAUGCGUUCAUGUGGAUGGUCGCGCACAAGAGGAUAUUGACGAUGGACAAAAUUCAACAGAGGGGCUGCUCCAUUGCUAACAGAUGUUGUAUGUGUUGUAGGGAUGAAGAAUCGGUUGAUCAUUUGUUUACUCGGUGCGAGUUCGGGUUGGAGAUCUGGACUGAAGUAAGAAGAAUGUGUGGUGAUUCCUUCGCCCCACAAGAGCAGAUCCUAGACACCAUCAAGUGUUGGAAGAGUGACGUUCCGGACACUACGACGGACUGGAUCGGCUUCUGCAUUCUCCACGCCGUGUGCUGGCAAAUUUGGCUCGAGAGGAAUAGGCGUGUUUUCCAGGAUGCUAGCAGAAGCGCCAAGGAGGUCUUUUGGAUUGCUAUCAGAUCCACGGCGGAUUGGCUAGUCGCGAAAGGCAAGAUCAGCAGGAUUCAGGUGAUGGAGUGGCUCCGCCCCUUGAGGCUGAACUGACACAGGGGCAUUUUUCGGUGGGGUUGUUGCCGUGGGUUCGUUCGCUGGCUGUUGUCGUGUUUGUCGGCUGCCUUUCAGGUGCUGGGCUAGUUGGAAUCCUCUGGUAUCCUUGUUCGGGUUCGGGUUGCUGGUGGCGGCCGGGUUGUUGACCGCGCCUCGCCCCUGUCUUCUUCUUCUCUCUGUCUGUUUUCCUCUGCUCUUCUCAGUGAUGGUUGUGGUCGGAUGGGGCUUUGAUUCCCGUUAGUUUGACAGUUUGGUCUUGGUCUUGGUCCUUGUUUCGUGAGGGACUUUGCUCUCUGUGCGUGGCUGUCCUUUUCAGGCUGUCGGGUGUUUCUUUUUUUUUUUUUUUUUUUUUUUUUUUUUUUUUUUUUUCGUUUUCUUUUCUUUUCCGUGGGUGCUGCACCUCUGGUGCCGCUUUUUUCUUUCUGUAUCUCGGACUGGUUCCGUUUUGGUUCUAUUUUAAUGCAAUUCUCACCCUUAUCAAAAAAAAAAAAAGAAUGAAUGGAUGGAUGGAUAAUUCACAGAUGAGAUGAACUGCUGCCAUUGCCAAGCCAACAUUUUUCCAAACGAAUAUUCCAAUCUAUCUUUAAUUGAUCUCAUUGUUUCUGGGUUGCUGCUGUCAUCCACUCACAUUAGUUCUCUUUCUCUAUUAUUUGAGAUCUGCCUACUGGGCUAUUAGCUCCGAUAUAUCAAAUCGCGGUUCCUGUUGGUUCAUUUAAUAAGUCCCUUGUGAAACCAAACGGUGAUUGAAAAUACAGGAACCAAACCCAACACGUGAUGAUGGAUGGGGAUGAUUGAUUUUGAGGAGGAAAAUAAAAGCAAACCUACACUAUUUUGAUUUUUGAGGAGGAAAAGAAGAAAGAAAAGAUCGAGGUUCCUUCAACUUGCUUCAUUAUGAUAUUGGUUACGCAUAGGGCUGUCUAUUUGGUCCGGGUUUUUUGGUUUUAUCCGAAACCGGACCGUAUAACACGGACCGAGACCGGACCAGGACCGGAUAGUAAACAAUCCAAUCCAAUCUUUGGGCUUAGAUUUGAGGUAAAAAAAACCAUUUGGGACCGGAUCGAAAACCGGAUAUAGACCGGAUAAGAGAGCUCAACACCCAAAACUUAAGGGUAAUUUGCAUAAACGGUCACAAACCUUUGCACUUAGUACAAAACUUAACCAACUUCUCACCCUUUCAGGCCUUAGACCACUCAAAUCCCCACAAACUCAAUAUAAAAUCAAGAUCAAAUUAGGACCGGACCGGGUCAAGACCGGACCGAAUCAAAACCGGAUUGUAUCCAAUCCAAUCUUUGGUCCUUAUAUUUUCAAAAAGACCGGACUGAACCAAAUCAAUUUGGACCAAUUUCACCGAACCAGACCGUAUAGUCACCCCUAGUUACACACAUACAUGGUUGAGUGAAUUCACAAAGAAUUACUCCACUCACUAUGCUUCCGGCCAACAUGUAGCUCGGGAUGCUUGCUAGGGAGACACGGGGGCACCUCAAUCUAUCUCACGGUUCCAUAUGUUACAUAGCGAAAGGGGGUUGUUGUUGUGACUUGUGGCGUGUAUUGCAUUCGAUGCAAGAGUAUAUAAGGGAUUCAUUCAAGUCACCAUCCAACUAGAUAUAGAUUACAGACAACCAAAUACAAUUAAAAAAUAAUGAGGAUUUAAACAAACAAGUUAUAUAUAAAGCAAGAAUCAAAUGUUACAUCGUCU
Linum trigynum is the source of this 3960-nucleotide messenger RNA. NCBI's taxonomy places the organism in Eukaryota, Viridiplantae, Streptophyta, Magnoliopsida, Malpighiales, Linaceae. The record is from the annotation of a GenBank genome assembly.